Molecule: messenger RNA, 1279 nt
Organism: Chaetomium fimeti
Lineage: Eukaryota; Fungi; Ascomycota; Sordariomycetes; Sordariales; Chaetomiaceae
Product: Ydr279p protein family-domain-containing protein
Exons: 2
Coding region: 108-1142 (344 amino acids)
Biological process (GO): RNA catabolic process
Cellular component (GO): nucleoplasm; ribonuclease H2 complex
Source: RefSeq, a predicted model, not a curated record
GAGAUGGAGACAGUGAACAUUGUGAACAACCCUUUCCAACUCCAUACGGGACCAAUGCGCCCCGUGAAGCCGUCAUCUCACCAAAGCCCUCCAUAACAAACGCAACCAUGGCGAGAACUCGCGCUAAAGGCGCUGCAACAGCGGCAUCGAAAGACGACAAGAAGAGCGCGACAACGGCUACGAAGAGCUCGACCUCAAUUUACACCCUCUCAACCGAGUCCGACAACCCCCCAAAGCUCUUUAUCCUCCCCAAGUCCGCCUCGCCUGCCGCGCGCAUCGUCACCCUCCAGCAUCCGCGUCACAACAAGCCCACGCGUUUCCUCGUCUGUCCCGAAGCAGGCUUCUUCGAGUUCACCACAGUCUCCCCGCCCAAGUCCACACCCCGAAGCUGGCUCGUACAAUCAACCACCCCGAACCAGGACCAUGGCAACAACCAGAGCACACAAAUCACCCAAUCCCCCGCCCUGCACCUCGCCACCCCCUACGACCCCCUCUUCCUCCUCCUCCCCGCCCUCUACAACAACACCACCACCACCACCACCGACGCGCAACAAGAACAAGAACAAGAAGAACCACCCCACCAGCAAAACCAAAAACGCAUGUUCCUCUCCCUCGAAGACCACCUCGACAACACGCCCGACCCAUCCCGGCACCUCGCCGAACUCCUCGCCACCAGCUCAAGCACGCGCCAGCUCGUAGAAGCGCGUUUGGCAGCGGUGUGCGGCGCGGUGCAGGCCGGCGAUGAGCGCAUGUACCGCGUGGACGAGGCCAAGCUGCUGGGCGCGCUGCUCGCCAAGGCGCGCGCCGUGGUUGGGGGUGGUGCUGGGAGGUUACCCGAGAGUAUGGAGGAGCGGUUUGUGAGGAAGGAGCUGGAGGCGCCUGUGUUGGGGGUCAGGGUGGCGAGGGGGAGCGGAGCGGUUGUUGUUGUUGAAGGGGAGGGAGCUGCAGCGGUGAGGUCGAACGACUUCUCUCGCAAGAGGGGGGGCGAUGAGGAGCAGGACGAGCGCGCCGAGAAGAGGCGGAAACAAGAGGCGGAGGAGAAGGCGAAAAAGGCAAACAUGAGUCGGGGGGUCAAGAAUCUGAUGAAGGUCAACACAUCAGGGAUGAAGAAGAUGAGCGAUUUCUUCAAAAAGAAGGCAUAAACCGCUUUGGGUGUUUUCCUCGUGUUGUAGGCCUUGUUUCUAUAGCAUCUGUAGUAUUUGUCCAGAUCUGGGUGGAUGGUCAGGAUCAGGCGUUCGGGGUUGGCAUCGUGGUACGAAUAUACGGGCAUAAUCAGGAU